Scleropages formosus (Asian bonytongue) is the source of this 2104-nucleotide messenger RNA. It is a transcript of the gene aldh1a2, whose product is annotated as aldehyde dehydrogenase 1 family, member A2. Lineage: Eukaryota; Metazoa; Chordata; Actinopteri; Osteoglossiformes; Osteoglossidae. The transcript has 13 exons. Gene Ontology annotation, molecular function: oxidoreductase activity, acting on the aldehyde or oxo group of donors, NAD or NADP as acceptor. The record is from RefSeq and is a predicted model, not a curated record. Bases 258 to 1814 code for a protein of 518 amino acids.
GACCAAGAAUGGUUUAUGUAAAUGCUCAGUUUUAAUUAUAUCGGGAGGGCGGCCCUGCUCGCCGCCCAAUAAAAAUGGUCCGAAGAAGCUGACACCUGGCUAUAAACACAGGAGGGAAUCCAGGGUCCCAACCAGGCGAAAUCACUCACAUACACACAAACACACACAUACACGCACACACGCACACACACACAGACACGGAGUGACACGGACAGAGGCAGGUUUGUUUGAGGAAGAGCGGCUCCCCUGGCGGCGCGAUGACUUCCAGUAAGAUCGAGCUCCCCGGCGAGCUCAAGACGGACCCCGCGGCGCUCAUGGCGUCGCUCCACCUGAUGCCCUCGCCGGAGCCCGACCCGGAGAUCAAGCACACGAAGAUUUUCAUUAACAAUGAAUGGCAGAACUCAGUGAGUGGAAAGGUCUUCCCUGUCUACAACCCUUCCAAUGGGGAGAAGAUCUGUGAAGUUCAAGAGGCUGACAAAGCUGAUGUGGACAAGGCCGUACAAGCAGCCCGCUUGGCUUUUUCCUUGGGCUCUGUGUGGCGGACGAUGGAUGCCUCUGAGCGCGGCAGACUGCUCUCCAGACUGGCUGACCUCGUCGAGCGGGACAGGACAUAUCUGGCGACACUGGAGUCCUUGGACAGUGGGAAGCCUUUUCUCUCUGCCUUCUAUGUGGACCUUCUAGGAACAAUAAAGACCCUGAGAUACUUUGCUGGAUGGGCGGACAAAAUCCAUGGCAUAACCAUUCCGAUGGAUGGGGAUUAUUUUUCAUUCACCAGGAAUGAGCCCAUAGGAGUGUGUGGACAGAUCAUCCCAUGGAACUUCCCGCUGCUAAUGACGGCCUGGAAGCUGGCCCCUGCACUCUGCUGUGGGAACACGGUGGUCCUCAAGCCUGCGGAGCAGACCCCACUCAGCUGUCUCUACAUGGGAUCGCUCAUCAAGGAGGCUGGGUUUCCACCGGGAGUUGUCAAUAUUUUACCAGGAUUUGGGCCAACAGCGGGAGCAGCGAUAGCGUCUCACAUGGGCAUAGACAAAGUGGCGUUCACAGGAUCAACUGAGGUUGGCAAACUGAUCCAAGAAGCAGCUGGAAGGAGUAAUCUGAAGAGGGUGACGCUGGAGCUUGGAGGAAAGAACCCCAACAUCAUUUUUGCAGAUGCAGAUUUGGACAUAGCUGUGGAGCAGGCUCACCAGGGCGUCUUCUUCAACAAUGGCCAGUGCUGCACCUCAGGGUCCCGGGUGUAUGUAGAAGAGCCCAUCUAUGAGGAGUUUGUGCGCCGCAGCGUGGAGAGGACCAAGAGAAGAGUUGUUGGGAGCCCAUUUGAUCCCACGACUGAGCAGGGUCCACAGAUCAGUAAGGAGCAGCAGAACCGUGUCUUAGAAUUUAUCCAGAGCGGAAUCAAUGAGGGAGCCCGGCUGGAAUGUGGAGGCAAGGCCCUGGGGUUGAAGGGUUUCUUCAUAGAGCCCACUAUCUUCUCCAACGUCAGCGAUGACAUGCGUAUUGCCAAGGAAGAGAUCUUUGGACCAGUACAGCAAAUCAUGAAGUUUAAGACCAUCGAGGAGGUGAUUGAGAGAGCCAACAACUCGGACUACGGUUUAACAGCAGGCGUGUUCACCAAGGAUAUUAACAAGGCCAUGACCGUGUCUACAGCAAUGCAGGCCGGCACCGUUUGGAUAAACUGUUAUAAUGCUCUGAGCUCCCAGUGUCCUUUUGGAGGAUUCAAGAUGUCUGGAAAUGGCCGGGAAAUGGGUGAGUAUGGACUAAGGGAGUACUCUGAGACCAAGACGAUUACAGUGAAACUGCUGGAGAAGAACUCAUAGGUUUUGCAUCUGGCUGGCGGGGGGAUCCAGGCACGUGGACUGCGGGCUGCCUUCCCAUCCGUCUUCCACUGUACCUGUACUAAAGCACUCGGAUAGGAGCUGCAUAAGGUUUUAUUAUUGACCAAUGCCAAUGUGCUCAGCCGUUGGCAUAGUGAUACCUCACUCCCACUGCCUCCUUGCCCCUUGCUGGAAACUCAUUGUAAGCCAUGGUGGGGAGGUAGGGCUGUGGAGUGGGGUCUUCAAACCAUGCACAUCAUCAAAACCUCAUCAGCAUCAUUGCCUUCUAAGAC